CUGUUUUAUCAUAAUGGCUAUUCGUGCAGGCACAUAUCUGUCUUUGAUUAUUCUAUCUUUGUCUGAAAUAGGAAACAAUAAAAGAGGACGUGCGACUCAUGUCUGAGAGCCUCCACUGUCGUGCAGGCCAUUCUACUUCUCUCUUUAAAUGUCAAUUACAUGGUUUUUUCCCUUUUGCCACUGUCUUCUCACCAUUGAUUCGAGUUCUCUGUCCUCAGAAAAUUGCAGGUGAAAUGAUGAGUUUCGGGGAGGAGACUCACGAGGACUGGCACGAGUUCGAGGUUAUGAACAGAGAUGAUGGGCCGAAGAUUCUGGUCAAGAAGACGAGCAUGGAGACGGAGAGGCAGAUCUCGGUGGACCCGAAAUCGCUCAAGCCAUCGUCCAUGAGGAACAAUAGCUUCAAUUCAGUACUUCCACCAGCGAUUUCGCCUCCUAGGAGCUUGGAUUUGCCAUUGCCUCUGCCUUUGCAGCCCGUGAAGACGAGAUUCGUGAGCUGCAGCCUCCCAAACUCAGCUACCACGUCUCCUAAAUCCGAUUCAAAUGCGAUGAAGAAGAACAAGAACGAAGAACAAUACCUGAACCUCAUGCUCGUGCAAGAUGCUGCUGCUGCAUUCAGGAGAAGCAAAUCUUGCGGGGAAGGCCUAGCAUGUGCGCCGUCGCUGGAUUUUGAUGUAUUGAUGCAGAAAUCAAGACAUGGGCAUCAUCAUCAUCAAACGAGAAGCUUCUCCUCGAAAACGCUCUCUCACAAGAGCAGUAUAAGCAGCUUCUUCUCCAAAACAGAGUCUAACAAGAGCAGCCUCAAGAGCAUCAGUUCCUUCAAAGACGAGUUCAAAUGCAACGCUCUCUGCUUGUACAUCCCGGGUUUCGGCAAAGGAAAACCCGUCAGAUCGUCCCGAAAAGACGGGUCGUUCGUCGGGUCCACCACCGCCACGACGGCAAGAACGGCCUCGAUCAAAGAGCGUAAUACAGUGAUUUCAGCAAGAGCAUCGAUGGAGAAGUUCGAGUGCGGAUCCUGGAGCUCCUCGGCUUUGAUAUACGAAGACGCAGCCGAUGCCGGAGGCCCCGGGGAGCCGGUAUCGGCGGCUUUCGUGUUUGACAAGGAACCAAUGGAGAAGGAGAUCAAAGGGGUCUUGAAAACGUCGGGUUCGAAAUCCAGGAGGUCGACCGAGUCAUCGCCACGUCACGUGAGAUUCUCGACGUCAUCACCGGUGUCGUAUCCGGCGUCUCCGACGUCGUCCGUCACGCCUCGGUUGCUACAGGCUACGGAGGAUUUCAACGCUUUCUUGGAAGCUCAAACCGUGUGAAAAGUGAAAGACAAAAAAGUCGUGACUAACUUGUAUAUAUAAUCGUUUUAAUUCGUCAUUUAUUUUUUAUUACAACAUUUUUUUCAUUCAAGAGAUAUGUUUAUAAAUUUUAUUCAAUGUAAGUGGUGAUGUUUAGAUACUGUGUUAUAUUAUUUGACUUUAAUAGUUUUAAGGGUA
This is a messenger RNA of Tarenaya hassleriana, 1481 nucleotides long. RefSeq lists its product as uncharacterized. Gene Ontology annotation, biological process: response to photooxidative stress; photosystem I assembly. Gene Ontology annotation, cellular component: chloroplast thylakoid membrane. The transcript has 2 exons. The record is from RefSeq and is a predicted model, not a curated record. Bases 99 to 1304 code for a protein of 401 amino acids. NCBI's taxonomy places the organism in Eukaryota, Viridiplantae, Streptophyta, Magnoliopsida, Brassicales, Cleomaceae.